Molecule: messenger RNA, 2267 nt
Organism: Liolophura sinensis
Lineage: Eukaryota; Metazoa; Mollusca; Polyplacophora; Chitonida; Chitonidae
Product: ankyrin-1-like
Exons: 5
Coding region: 141-1358 (405 amino acids)
Biological process (GO): intracellular signal transduction
Molecular function (GO): protein binding
Source: RefSeq, a predicted model, not a curated record
GAUGAAUGCACCAACUUUUCUGGAAGUACAUAACAACUUUUAAGAUGCAACAAGUUUUCUCUGAGCUCAGACUUUGGUAUCCGUUGUGACUGAUCAAAAACAGAACAGCUUCAUCUAAGGGGAGAUAAAUCUGUAGCAAGAUGGCUGAGGAAGGAUUAGAUAUCUAUGAAGCAAUAGGAAGAGGAAACAAACAGAGAGUUAAUGAACUUCUGGACUGCGGGGAAGACAUCAACCAGAAGUCUAACUUCCUGUCCCCGUUAGGUUAUGCAGCAGAGUGUGAGCAGACAGAGAUAGCCAGUCUUCUCCUGAGCAGAGGAUGCGAUGUCAAUGUUGGGGGCCGCAGAAUAAAAACACCUCUGUACAUUGCCAGUCGUGCAGGCAAUAUUGCUCUGGUACAACUGUUACUGGAGCACUGUCCCAAACUACAACUGAAACAUGUGAAUGGAAAUACCCCCCUUCAUGAAGCAGUUGUGCAGGGCCACACAGAGGUUGUACGAGAACUAAUCAAGGCAGGAAGUGAUGUCACAUCUGUGAAUAACGGGAAGGAGACCCCACUCCACAUCGCCUGUUUGAAGGGCUUCACAGAGAUCACUCGGGUUUUGAUUGAAGCUGGGAGUGAUCUUUGUGCCACUAAAGGUAAACUGGGUGUGGAGCCUAUUCACCUGGCAGCGUUUGGAGGGCAUAUUGAGGUUCUGACACUUCUUCUUAACGCAGGUAUAAACAUUAACACAGCCAAACUGGACAAUGGAAGGACACCUUUACACAUAGCAGCAAUUCACAAUUGUGUGGAUUUCGUUGAGGCUUUGAUCGCUAACGGCUGUGACCUUGACCCCAUCAGUUCUGAGAACGAGGAGGCGAAAACGCCUUUACUGAAGGCUGUUGAGCUGGGCCAUGUUGAAAUCGCCAAAAAACUUGUUGCUGCUGGAGCAGACACAAAUAGAGGUGACCGCUGGAGCGUGACUCCGCUUUUGACAGUCAUGCUUCAAGGAAAGGCGGCCAUUGCUAAGAUGUUGAUCCAAGCCGGCUGCGAUGUGAAUCUCGCCAGCCGUAAUGGUGUCACGCCGUUCACCGCGUCUUUACGCAAUGCUGCGGAUUUGACGAUGUUUUUAGUUGAGGCUAACUGUAAACUAACAUUCACGGACAAAGAGCACCUAGCAAGAGCUGUUGAAAUCGCGCCGAAUGCGCAGCAGAGGAUGCUGUUAAUGCAAAUUCAGCAUGUCAUAAGCAACCCACGCCCACUACUGCACUUGUGUCGGUCGUUGAUUCGACACAGCCUGGGUAAGGGUUGCUGUAGUAAAACAGAUACUUUGUGUUUACCCCAUGAACUCAAGAACUACCUCAAAUAUCAAGACCUUUAAGAAGGUCACGACUGAUCAUUUACCAAUGAGUAUGUUAAAGUUGGCUGCUGGUACAUUAAUGAAUCAAGGUAAUUGAUCAGUUCAAACAGACUGUAGAUCACAUCUACCAAAGACAUUCACAAGAAUGCAGACCUUAGUUUUUAGCUGGUUUGAUGGGGCUUAUUUGGGUUCAAAUUCUAUGUGAGGCUGGUUAUACUGUGAGUCGGGGGAGUAGCCUAGCAGUUCACUAGUGGUAUAAAAACCUUUUGUGUGAUUGAUGUAAACUAUUGACUUAUUAGUGGGCCUAUCACCACUGAAACUUCAAAAGAUUUCAAAGAAAACCAAUAAUUCAUAAGCUAAGGUGAUAUGUCAGGUUUAUUGUCUGAAAACACUCUGGAUUAGCUCAACCUCCAUGCAUGCCUAGACUGUGAACUGUUAUGAGAAACUGAAGGGAGAAACCCACAUAAGGUCUGUACCCCAAACAGAAAGAAAUACAGAAGACAACUCUCACAAAAUUAUUAAGGAACCUCUGCCAAUAAUUACCUCAGUAAUAUCUCACAAUAUGCAAUGUGAAACCUGGGAAGAACACUAAUGUGGAAGUCUUCAUGUUGUAGAACGGCCGCUGAACAUGCAGAUGUUUCAUACGCUGGGCUCUAAGUUUAGCCAUCCAGGCAAAACAUUCAUAAGAUCUGAUUGUUUUAUGUACGAUGGGCUGUAUUCAGGUUCGUGGGUGAAGAACCAAGAAGAGCCUCGAGGAAGCCACUUUCUUCUGCUAAUUCCUGACAAACUUCCUAACCUAAAAAAAGUCUUUUAACAGUCAAGAGUUGGGUUUGAUGUCAUGUUUCUUAAUAAUUCUUCAUACUUGAUGUUUUUGUAGCAUGACAAAGCCAGGUAAGGCUAUUGAAUGGUCUGAAUUCCAGUCCCUUUGUA